This is a messenger RNA of Ostrea edulis (European flat oyster), 2457 nucleotides long. RefSeq lists its product as uncharacterized. The record is from RefSeq and is a predicted model, not a curated record. NCBI's taxonomy places the organism in Eukaryota, Metazoa, Mollusca, Bivalvia, Ostreida, Ostreidae. The transcript has 6 exons. Bases 1 to 339 code for a protein of 112 amino acids.
AUGAGAGGUGAAGAUAACGAACACUCAUCACAUGCUUUUUAUAAUUUUACUUUUUCAGUCUUCCUGUACGACACAAACUAUGACUUGAAUCUGAAGGCAACACGAGAAGCAGAGGGACAGGCUGCCCUCAAGGCAUCGGGCGAUCUGGAAGUAACAGACGAAGAUAAACUAACGGUCAUCCAAAAGAAGAUUAAGAACCAGAAGAGAAUAACAGUCAACAUAGACGGAAGAACCUCGAAGAUUCUUCAAGAGAUAAAACAGAUGAAACGCGACAUAAAGAAUUUGUAUAAAGCUGUAUCACCUGACACAGUGCCAGAGGACAAUAUUGAUACAGAUUAAAAACAUUAUUUGAUCCAGAGCUUUUUCGUCUAUACCUGCUACACAGAAAUGCGAAAUCCGAAUGCAUGAAAUCCACAGGUAGAUUGCAAUACACACCGACGUAGUGAUCUCCAUGUGGUACAAACAUUUCCAAUGUGUUACAAUUUUAUAAUAUUUCUCUGUAUCAUACGUUCCACAAUUAUAUCAUACGGAGGAAAGAAGACGAUUCAUAGACGGGGAAAAAUCCUGAAUGAUAUUUUGUUUUUAUAUCCAGUAUUUCACAUGUUAUAUAAGGAGGAAUGACACAUCUGAAAUGACUUAGUUACAAAUGAAGUAGAAAUCAAUCUGGAAAAAAAAACACAACUAAAACCACCACUAGACUCAAACCAACGGACGGUAGAUCUACAGUCAUCAUGAUUAUACCACAGAUCAACAGUCAACACGAUAUAGACAAAUAUAUUUAAAAGGAGAUCUAUAUUUUCAUUCAAGUUUCAAAAGGAAGUCGGUCAUUAUUACAAUGUGUUGUUUCUCCUUAAUAUAAUCCAUUUUCAAUAACAAAUGUGUAUCUUUAUAAAUGAUGGUUUGUUAUGUUAAUUUACUUCGUUUUCAGAUGAAUUUUUCUGUUUUGAGAUGAUUUUAUUUUUCAUUUGAAUUUCUUUAAGAUCUUUUCAUUAUUUUGGUUCAUGUUUCAUGGCAAAUACCGAGUCACAAAUUAAUUAUAUGUGUGUUAAUUUAAAUAGUAACUGUGCACUCAUUUAUGUUGUAAUCUGUACUGUAUAAUGUUAUUAUCAUUACGUAUAUUAAUUUACCUGAUCUAAAAGCCCAAAUGAACUAUUAUAAUCACAUUUUGUCUGGUGUCUGUCCUAAUGUCCGUAAACUUUAAGCAGUGACGAUUUCUUCUCCAAAACAACAGGGCUAAUUUAAACAAAACUUGCCACAAAGCAUGUUUGGGUAAAGAUGAUUCAUGUUGGUUUAAUUGAAGUACCAACCCCCCUUUUUAAGUAGAGAUAAUCAAGAACUCGUAAAAAUGUGGCAUCGUUUGAAAAUCUUUAUAUCCAGAACCAAUGGACCAGUUUUAAUCAUAUUUGACAGAAACCAUUCUUAGGUCCAGGGAAAUUAAUUUUGUUGAAAUGAAAGGAUACGGUUUGCCCAAGGGGAGAUAAUCAAGAAAUGGCGAACACACAGGGGCAUUCAAAAAGCGUCGUAAGAGCCAUUAAGCUUGAACAAGUUUGAAUUCAUAUGAAUUAUCCUGAAAUAGUGUAGAUUCAAGCUUCAAAUCAUACUUCCCUGGGGACAACAUGGGCCCACAAUAGUGGGUCCAUAUUUCCAUGGUGAUAAAUAGGAUGAAUCACUUGUAUUUUUUCUCAAUAACAACAUAGGGCAUGGUUAGUCAUAUUAAUAUGAAAACAUUCCAAGGUAGUACAGAUUCCAAAUUGUUGAAAUUGUGGUCCCUGGGAGUAGAGUGAGGAAACCUUGGGGAUCAAGUUUUACAUCGUAAUCUACAGGAAAACCUCUUAAUAACAGCAGGAUCACGAAUACUGAUAUUGAUAUGCAAGCAUCCCCAGUUAGUGCAGAUCAAAAAUGCUCAAAUCAUGACCAUCGGGAGGUAAGGUGGGACCACGAUAUGGAAUCAAAGUUGUAUAUUGGAAUAUAUAGGGAAACAUCUUCCAUAGCAUAAUUUAUUUCUUGAGACAUUGUAUCAUGACUAGGUUGGGGCCACAAUUUGGAGUCCAAUGUUAUUGAUGAGGAAAUAUAUUGUAAAAAAUACAAUAGCUAAAGAACAGCAUGCUGGUCCAUAGUAACUUAGUGAGCGAUGUGGUUAAAGGGUUUCUUGCUGUUAUUUUCAUAAAAGAAACACCAAUUUGUCUUCAUAUGUAAGAAAUGUCCAUCUUUGUCUCCGAUUCAUAGAUAUUCUUUACAUGAAAUCAAAUAAUAAAGAAGUAUUCCACCGGUAUAGGAAGACCUGAAUACAUCUAACGGUUGUUUAGGUUGACCCAAAUCAAAUCUGUCCCAGGGUCAAAGAAACAGCUAUUAUUUUAGAACCUAGUAUACAAGUGCUUUAUUGUUCAUAUGUUUGAAAAAAUAUGCUUACAUCACUAUGUUACCCGUUCUACUUUUGAAUAAAACUAUGAAAUGUUA